This is a messenger RNA of Cuscuta campestris, 1946 nucleotides long. NCBI's taxonomy places the organism in Eukaryota, Viridiplantae, Streptophyta, Magnoliopsida, Solanales, Convolvulaceae. The record is from the annotation of a GenBank genome assembly.
UAACUUAAAUGUAAAAUAAUGGCGAAAUUAAUGCCCACCCCAUUCGCAAUCUUACCUUCUCCAUUCCCAACUUUAUCUCUGCUUUCCAUUUCUCCAUUUAUUUCCCGAUUUCGCCAGAAGCGGCAGUCUGCCUUCACUGCCUGCUCUCGCUGUCCCACGCGCCGUCAGCCGCCUUUCACGGACAUGUCUGUUACCAUUCCAGUCGCCGGUUCCCUCCGCCGGGAGAUUGGUGCCGAACCGUUGCUGGAUUCUCGAAAUCGUGCAGGGAAGGGUGAUGUGUUGACAUCAGAUUUGGACCAAGAUACAAGCACAUCAAGUAAAGGCGGCCUUCACAAGAGCAAAUACUCUAUGACUUCCAUCAGCUGCUUUGGAGUUGACCUUACACCAGAUAACAUUGCAGUGGCUAUGGUCUAUUUUGUUCAGGGUGUCUUAGGACUUUCCAGGCUCGCUGUCAGUUUUUACUUGAAAGAUGACCUGCAUCUAGACCCUGCGGAGACAGCAGUUAUAUCUGGAUUUUCAUCAUUACCGUGGCUUGUAAAACCUUUAUAUGGGUUUAUCAGUGAUUAUUUCCCUCUUUUUGGAUACCGGAGAAGAUCUUAUCUGGUUCUAUCAGGGCUUCUUGGAGCACUCUCCUGGAGUCUGAUGUCCACCUUUGUUGACAGCAAGUAUGGCGCUGCUUUCUGCAUUCUUCUUGGAUCUCUUUCAGUUGCUUUCUCCGAUGUUGUUGUUGAUUCAAUGGUUGUAGAGAGGGCACGAGGUGAGUCUCAAAGCAUGUCUGGAUCUCUCCAGUCAUUAUGUUGGGGUUCUUCGGCCUUUGGGGGAAUUGUCAGUGCAUACUUUAGUGGUUCCCUGGUGGAUGCCUAUGGUGUGAGGUUUGUUUUCGGUGUGACAGCAUUGUUGCCAUUAAUAACUUCUGCAGUAUCCGUUCUUGUGAAAGAGCAGCCUGUGCGUGGCCUACCCAGGGGUCAGAAUCUUUCUUUAGACGUUAGCUUCUUCGAGAGCUCAAAGAAGAACAUUAUUCAAUUGUGGGGAGCUGUUAAAGAGCCCAAUGUUUUUCUACCAACCAUAUUUAUAUUUCUAUGGCAGGCAACUCCGCAGUCUGAUUCUGCCAUGUUUUAUUUCACAACAAAUAAACUCGGUUUCACUCCAGAGUUCUUGGGCCGUGUCAAACUUGUCACUUCAAUUGCGUCCCUUCUUGGUGUUGGGCUGUAUAAUGGUUUCUUAAAGAAUGUUCCACUGAGAAAGAUAUUCCUUGCGACAACUGUUAUCGGCACAACCCUUGGGAUGACCCAGGUGCUCCUUGUAACUGGAUUGAACCGGCAACUAGGCAUUAGUGAUGAGUGGUUUGCAAUUGGCGAUUCAUUGAUUAUUACAGUUCUCGGCCAGGCUUCUUUCAUGCCAGUACUUGUACUAGCUGCAAGAAUAUGUCCUCAAGGAAUGGAAGCGACCCUAUUCGCAACCCUAAUGUCGAUAUGUAACGGGGGUGGGGUCCUCGGGGGCCUGAUUGGCGCGGGUCUAACCCAGAUCUUCGGCGUGACCAGGGACAAAUUCGACAAUUUGGCAGCUCUGAUUAUUCUUUGCAAUCUUAGCUCCUUGUUGCCUUUACCACUGCUCGGUCUCCUGCCCAAAGACGACGAGGAGAAGAAGAACACAGACAUUGAGAUGAAGUCUAAUUGAAACUCUCAGGGUCCGUUUGUUCCAAAUCCACAUAAUUUUUGUGCUACCAAACACCAGAAUUGGAAUUGAAGUGCUCAAUUCCAAUUCCAUAGUUUGAAUUUCGUAUACCAAACGGGGCCUCAGUUUGUUUAGCUUUUAUGCUCUGUUAGACAACCGAAGGAGAUGAUCAGAUGUAAAUAUUGGAGAAAGAUACAUGCUAAUAUUGCUGUGUAACUUCAUUUUUCUCUUAAUCUUUAAUUCAAAUGAUGAAAUAUAAUUACUUCACUUUU